AUGUGGGGAUCGGUUCGUAUCGGUUUAUCCGGAUUGAAAAUUCCGUAUACGAGAGGAGGCUAUCCACGCCAAGGAUCAAACUGUUGUGCCUUCACUCACACUGCAACUUCCAGCUCAAGGCGUUUUUUCGGUUUUGGUUUCCCGAUCUUGAGCUCUGCGGUAAAAAUGGCGGAUUCAUCGUCACUACUGUACAAUCAGCUCAAGGUUGCUGAGCCGUUUUUCUUGUUGGCUGGUCCAAAUGUGAUCGAAUCUGAAGAGCAUGUGCUUCGAAUGGCUAAAAGCAUAAAAGACAUUGCGACAAAGCUUGGCUUGCCUCUGGUUUUCAAGUCAAGUUUCGAUAAAGCUAACAGAACUUCAUCAAAGUCCUUCCGAGGUCCUGGCAUAGCUGAGGGCUUGAAGAUUCUUGAGAAGGUGAAAGUAGCAUAUGAUAUACCAAUCGUAACCGAUGUGCAUGACUCGAGCCAGUGUGAAGCGGUUGGCAAGGUUGCAGAUAUAAUUCAGAUACCAGCAUUCUUAUGUCGCCAGACAGAUCUUCUGGUCGCAGCAGCUCAAACUGGCAAGAUUAUCAAUAUUAAGAAAGGACAAUUUUGUGCAUCUUCUGUCAUGGCAUAUUCGGCUGAGAAGAUUAGACUCGCAGGGAAUCCGAAUGUGAUGGUUUGUGAAAGAGGAACCAUGUUUGGAUACAAUGAUUUAAUAGUAGAUCCACGAAAUUUUGAAUGGAUGAGAGAAGCGAAUUGUCCUGUUGUUGCUGAUAUAACUCAUUCAUUACAACAACCUGCAGGCAAGAAGUUGGAUGGUGGGGGUGUUGCUAGUGGAGGCCUUCGCGAAUUAAUACCAUGCAUAGCAAGAACCGCCGUAGCUGUUGGUGUCGAUGGAAUUUUCAUGGAGGUGCAUGACGAUCCUUUAAGUGCACCAGUCGAUGGUCCAACACAAUGGCCUCUGCGUCAUCUAGAAGAACUGCUAGAAGAGCUCAUAGCAAUCGCGAGUGUCACAAAGGGAAAACAGCGGUUUCAAAUCGAUUUGACGCCUUAUCGUGAUUAG
This is a messenger RNA of Microthlaspi erraticum, 1041 nucleotides long. The record is from the annotation of a GenBank genome assembly. NCBI's taxonomy places the organism in Eukaryota, Viridiplantae, Streptophyta, Magnoliopsida, Brassicales, Brassicaceae.